Molecule: messenger RNA, 1625 nt
Organism: Scleropages formosus (Asian bonytongue)
Lineage: Eukaryota; Metazoa; Chordata; Actinopteri; Osteoglossiformes; Osteoglossidae
Product: LIM/homeobox protein Lhx2-like
Exons: 5
Coding region: 1-1206 (401 amino acids)
Biological process (GO): neuron differentiation; regulation of transcription by RNA polymerase II
Cellular component (GO): nucleus
Molecular function (GO): RNA polymerase II transcription regulatory region sequence-specific DNA binding; DNA-binding transcription factor activity, RNA polymerase II-specific
Source: RefSeq, a predicted model, not a curated record
AUGCUGUUCCACGGGCUCCCCGCGGGCGACGCGCAGGGAGGGAUGGACGGCGUGGAGCGGAGGGGAAAGGGCGAGUCGGGGGCCAUCAGCUCUGCCAUCGACAUGGGAGAGACCGAGACGAGCGCGGCCUCGGCGGGCGGCGAGCGCGCGGCCCUGUGCGCGGGCUGCGGGGGGCGCAUCUCGGACCGCUACUACCUGCUCGCCGUGGACAAGCAGUGGCACGUGCGCUGCCUCACGUGCUGCGAGUGCAAGUUGAACCUGGAGUCGGAGCUCACGUGCUUCAGCAAGGACGGCAGCAUCUACUGCAAGGAGGACUAUUACAGGAGGUUCUCGGUGCAGCGGUGCGCCAGAUGCCACCUGGGAAUCUCGGCGUCGGAGAUGGUGAUGCGCGCGCGCGACCUCGUGUACCACCUAAGCUGCUUCACGUGCACGACGUGCAGCAGGAUGCUGACCACGGGGGACCACUUCGGCAUGAAGGACAGCCUGGUGUACUGCCGCGUGCACUUCGAGACGCUCGUCCACGGGGAGUACCAGGCGCAUUUCAACCACGCGGACGUUGUCUCGGGCAAGGGCGGAGGGCUCGGACACGGGGCUCCCACGGCCCUCGGGCUGCCCUACUACAACGGCGUGGGCACCGUGCAGAAGGGCCGGCCGCGGAAGAGAAAGAGCCCCGGACCGGGGUCCGACCUGGCGGCCUACAACGCAGCCCUCAGCUGUAAUGAGAAUGACUGCGACCCCCUGGACCGUGACUCGCACUACAGCUCCGGCCAGAAGUCCAAGCGCAUGAGGACGUCCUUCAAGCAUCACCAGCUGCGGACCAUGAAGUCCUAUUUUGCCAUCAACCACAACCCUGAUGCCAAGGACCUGAAACAGCUUGCCCAGAAGACAGGCCUUACCAAACGGGUUCUGCAGGUCUGGUUCCAAAACGCCCGGGCAAAAUUCCGACGGAACCUCCUGCGCCAGGAAAACGGCGCGGCGGACAAGGCAUCGGAUGGAUCCACGCUACCGGGUGGGUCACCCUCUGGCCCCGCCUCUGAGAUCUCCAAUGCCUCCCUGAGUCCCUCUAGUACACCCACGACCCUCACGGACCUCACCAACCCUACCAUGCCCCCCACCGUUACCCCAGUGCUGACCUCUGUGAGCGGGGGCCUGGACCUUCACGACUCCAGAAGUCCCCCCCAGACGACUCUUACCAGUUUAUUCUGAUAUCACCUGAUUCCUUCUUCGAAGACCUUCAAGGAAAUGUACUGUAAACAAGACAGUUAAAAAAAGCAUAACGUUAUAACGUUAAAAUAUGACCACAUCUCUUAGUUUUGUCCCAAGCCUAUUUCAAAAUCUUUGUAUGUACGGCUACUAAGCCUAACAGAAAUUUUAUUUGGUUUCUUCUUUUCUGAGAACCGAAGAGACACUUUUUCCCUGUCAUCAAUAUGUUUACAGAUGGAGAAACGAAGAACUGCCUAAUAUUAGAAAAUUACUUUUGUUUCAACCACCGACACUUGUCUAGCUGUAACAUGGGCUGUGAAUUCACCAAAAGAGAGUGACAGAGAUUUGAAAGGACACACUUUAUAAUGGCAGAUUGAAAAAAAUAAAGCGAUGACAAAGGAUGGAAGACAAACUUUAUCCAA